Colletotrichum tamarilloi is the source of this 2007-nucleotide messenger RNA. RefSeq names its product endo-beta-1,6-glucanase. The record is from RefSeq and is a predicted model, not a curated record. Bases 1 to 2007 code for a protein of 668 amino acids. Gene Ontology annotation, molecular function: beta-glucosidase activity. Gene Ontology annotation, cellular component: extracellular region; cell surface. The transcript is spliced from 7 exons. Lineage: Eukaryota; Fungi; Ascomycota; Sordariomycetes; Glomerellales; Glomerellaceae. Gene Ontology annotation, biological process: glucan catabolic process.
AUGGUCCGCCUCAGUCUUUUGGCACUCGCUGCCACCACGCAGCUCGCCCACGCAUGGCUGCCCAACGACGGCAGCAGGAAGCUCUUGGACACCCGCGGCUUCAGCCUCUUUGACAACCAAAACACCACGUCCGAUGACUCUGACGGCGUGAGCAAGCGCUGGUGGACGGCUUCCGGCAAGAUCAGGGGCGUCAACCUGGGCUCCCUGUUCGUCUUCGAGCCAUGGAUCGCCAACAAUGAGUGGAACAACAUGGGCUGCGGUGGUCAGCAGUCCGAGUUCGACUGCGUCAUGAACACGGGCCAGGAGAGAUCUGAUGCCGCGUUCCAGAAGCAUUGGGAUACGUGGAUCACCGAGGGUGACUUGGAUGAGAUGAUGUCCUACGGCAUCAACACCAUCCGUAUUCCCGUGGGAUACUGGCUGGAUGAGUCGUUGGUUGACCAGAAUUCUGAGCACUUCCCAAGGGGAGCUGUCAAGUACUUGAUCCGGCUCUGCGGCUGGGCUAGUGACCGCGGAUUCUACAUCAUCCUGGACCAGCACGGUGCCCCGGGUGCUCAAGUGGCGAAGAACUCGUUUACUGGUCAAUUCGCCAACACCCCUGGCUUCUACAAUGACUACCAAUACGGCCGGGCUGUCAAGUUCCUCGAGUUCUUGAGGAAGCUUGCCCACGACAACAAGGAGCUUCGCAACGUCGGCACGAUCGAACUCGUCAACGAGCCCACCAACUGGGACUCUUCCGUGCAGUCUCUCCGCAGCACGUUCUACAAGAACGGCUACAAUGCCAUCCGCAACGUCGAAAAGAGCCUCGGCGUCAGCGCCAACAACUACUUCCACAUCCAGAUGAUGUCCUCGCUCUGGGGCUCCGGCAACCCGACCGAGUUCCUCGACGACACCUACUUCACCGCGUUUGACGACCACCGCUACCUGAAGUGGGCCAACAAGAACGACGUGCCUUGGACGCACGACAGCUACAUCUCGACGUCGUGCAACGACAACCGCAAUGGCGACGCCUCGGGUCCGACGAUUGUCGGUGAGUGGAGCAUCAGCCCGCCCGACGAGAUUGAGAACUCGGACGACUGGAACCGCGACACGCAAAAGGACUUUUACAAGAAGUGGUUCGCUGCGCAAGUCCACGCCUACGAGAAGAACACCGCCGGCUGGGUGUUUUGGACGUGGAAGGCCCAGCUUGGUGAUUACCGGUGGUCCUACAGAGACGGUGUUAUUGCCGGAGUCAUUCCCAGGGACCUGAACUCGAUUGCCAGCUCGGGCGUCUGCGGUCAGAGGUUGAGGUAUAAAGGCAGGGCUCGUCUCGUCUUCAUCGGCAUCAUCAUCAGCAUCAGCAACUACUACUUCUUCACCACCAAGAUCAUCACCACCUUACCGAACAUCAACAUGAAGGCCGCCCACGUCAUCGCCCUUCUGGGUGCCACUCUGGCUUCUGCCCAGUUCACCAACCAGACCAGACCCUUCUGGCUCAAGUUCACCCCCUGCACCGGCGGCUCCGGCGAGACCUACCUCGCCUCGUGCCACUCCGGCGCCGGUCAAGCUGGUCUCUGCCCCGAGACCACGGAGCCCGUCCAGGAAGCCAACCGCCCCACGACCCACACAAACUACUUCCUCAACGAGACCCAGUCUGACUACAAUGGCCACCUCCUCGGCGCCCUGACCUGGAACCAGCCCAUCGGCAACGGCGACCCAGUCUCCUCAGGCAUGAUGCUCAACCUGCAAAUCGUUAGCAACGGCGCCAUUCCCAUCUUCUCCCCCGGCAACACCGCCCUCUUCACCCUCGGCUUUGACGAGAACGAGAAGCUCUUCAUCUACUCUCGCGCGGACGACUCCAAGGCCGUCGCUGGCUCGCAAGCUCCCUAUGGUGACGAGGCGUACUACCGAUGGCACGUCUGCUACACCUUUGUCGGCAACUACUACUACCGCUCCCUCGUCUGGAUCACCGCCGGCCCGGCUUCCAACCCUACCUGUGAGGCUGUCGAUGUGUACCGCGAGUGGGCCUAA